Messenger RNA from Sarcophilus harrisii (Tasmanian devil), 873 nucleotides. It is a transcript of the gene EFCAB10, whose product is annotated as EF-hand calcium binding domain 10. The transcript is spliced from 4 exons. NCBI's taxonomy places the organism in Eukaryota, Metazoa, Chordata, Mammalia, Dasyuromorphia, Dasyuridae. The coding region runs from base 315 to 740 and encodes 141 amino acids. Gene Ontology annotation, molecular function: calcium ion binding. The record is from RefSeq and is a predicted model, not a curated record.
UGGCAGGACCAGAACAACUCGAACGUGCUUCCCUCAGCUGCCUCAUGGGCUCGGGAGUAAAGCCAAAAAGCCCAGACCGAGGUCAGCGUGGAGGUCACAGUAGCACCUCUGGAAAGAUGCUUUUUAUUUUUACCGCUACCGGGAGGUUGGGCAUUGAGGGGGGAAGAACUUGACCAGAAAAAGCGGGAAGAAAAUCGGGUGGGCGUGGUCAAUCGCGAGCUAACUAAAGAACCGAGGGAAGAACAAUCUAGAAACCUAGAAUCUUUACAGCGUCCGGUCUCCUUAGCAACGACGCGCCGUCUUAACAGUUGAUUAUGUCUUUUGACUUUCUUACCCGGGGCUUAGAACUAACCAGUGCCCGAGAGCGGGAAGCUCUACUGUAUUUGAAAAAACAUCGGAUCUUGGACGUGCUGGUCCAUCUUACCAGCAGCAUUCUCUUUCACCAACCAGAUAAACCAAGAGAAUUUUUGCUAGAUAUAUUAUCAAGAAUAAAGAUUGCGAAAACAACUUCGGUAGACUUUCCUUAUCUCAUUGAUGACUCUAACCUGGUUUCUAUGUUUGAAAUAAUGGACCCUACAAAUCAAGGUUUUAUAACUCCUGUUCAGUACAAAGAAGCCCUAAAGAACCUUGGUCUGCUGGAUUCAGAUGAAGUAAUAGAUGAAAAUUUAGAAGUUAUCACUAAGGAUUACUUCAGGAAAGAUGUGGCUAGAAAGACCUUGAAGAUGUGGUUAUCUUUUUAAAAAACCGGAUCCAGUUUGGUUCCUAACGUUUAUCCAGUUGGAUGCUAAGUGCAUUUCCCUAUAUAAAUUAGUGUUUUCCUCAUUAAAUAUGUUAAAUUGAAUGAGUUAAAUGUAUUACAUUAAAUGAUUUAAA